AUGCACAACUUUAGCACCGGGUGCACGCCUCCAUCAACGCGGGCCCACACCUCCAGCACAGCAGGACCUGUAGUACCGGGUGAGCACAUCUCCAGCAUCACGGUUGCACGCUUCAAGCACCGGGUGCACGCCUCCAACACCGGCUGGUCACACUCCAGCAUCGCGGUUGCACACUUCCAGCACCGCGGCAGCACACAUCCAGCAACGUGUGUCCACACCUCCAGCACCGGGAAAGCACCCCUUCAGCACCGCAGAUGCACGCAUCUAGCAUCGCCGAAGCAUACCUGUAGCACCGCGUGUCCAUACCUUCAGUACCGCCGGAGCAGUCCUCCAGCAUCGCGCGUCUACACCUCCAGAAACGCGGGCGCACACCUUCACCACCGCCGGAGCACAUAUCCAGCUCCGUGGGCGAACACCUUCAGCCCCGCGGUUGCACACCUCCAGCACCGCGUGUCCGAACCUUUAGCACCACCGGAGCACACUUCCAGCACCAAGGGUAAACAUCUCCAGCACCGUAGGUGCACACUUUCAGCACCGCAGUUUCACACCGCCAGAGCAAACAUUCAGCACCGCUGUUGCACACCGCCAAAGCAAACAUUCAGCACCGCAAUGUACACCGCCAGAGCAAACAUUCAGCACCGCAAUGCACCCCGCCAGAGCAAACAUUCAGCACCGCAGAUGCACAUCCCCAAAGCAAACAUUCAGCACCGCAAUACCGCACUUACAGCACCGCGGGUGCACACCUCCAGUACCGCGGGAGCACAACUCCAGCAACGCGGAUGCACACCUCCAGCAACGCCAGAGCACACCACCAGCACCGCGGAUGCACACGUCCAGCACCGCCAGAGCACACCACCAGCACCGCGAGUGCACACCUCCAGCACCACCAGAGCACACCACAAGCACCGCAGUGCACAACUCCAGCACCGCGGUGCUCACCUCCAGCACCGCAGUGCACACCUCCAGCACCGCAGUGCACACCAUCAGCACCGCGGUGCUCACCACAAGCACCGCAGUGCACACCUCCAGCACCGCAGUGCACACCAUCAGCACCGCGGUGCUCACCACAAGCACCGCAGUGCACACCUCCAGCACCGCAGUGCACACCUCCAGCACCGCAGUGCACACCAUCAGCACCGCGGUGCUCACCACAAGCACCGCAGUGCACACCUCCAGCACCGCAGUGCACAGCAUCAGCACCGCGGUGCUCACCACAAGCACCGCAGUGCUCACCUCCAGCACCGCAGUGCACACCUCCAGCACCGCAGUGCACACCAUCAGCACCGCGGUGCUCACCACAAGCACCGCAGUGCACACCUCCAGCACCGCAGUGCACACCUCCAGCACCGCAGUGCACACCAUCAGCACCGCGGUGCUCACCACAAGCACCGCAGUGCACACCUCCAGCACCACAGUGCACACCUCCAGCACCGCAGUGCACACCAUCAGCACCGCCGGAGCACACCUCCAGCACCGCCGGAGCACACCUCCAGCACCGCCGGAAAUGACAUUCAGCACCGCCGGAGCACACCAAUUGCCCAGCCGGAGCACACUUCCAGCAACGCAGGAGCACACCUCGAGCACCGCCGGAACAGACCUCUAGCACUGCGACUACACAUCUCAAGUACCGCGGUGUGCACACCUUUUGCACCGUAUGCACAACUUCAGCACCGGAUGCGCUCAUCCAUCAACGCGGGUCAUCACCCCCAGCACAGCAGGUGCACGUCUGUAGUCCCGAGUGAGCCCACAACUUCUGCACCGCGGAUGCACGCCUCCAGCACCGGGGGAGCACACCUCCGACACCGCGGUUGCACACUUAAGCAACAAGGGUCCACACCACUAGCACCGCGGGUGCACACCUUCAACACCGCGGUUGCACUCUUCCAACACCGCGGGGUCACACCUCCAGCAACUUGGGUCUUCACCUUUAGCACCGUCGGGUGCACACCUCAAGCACAGCGGUUGCACACUUCAAGCACCGCGGGUGCACACCUAUAG
This is a messenger RNA of Mya arenaria, 1998 nucleotides long. Its product is annotated as filaggrin-like. NCBI's taxonomy places the organism in Eukaryota, Metazoa, Mollusca, Bivalvia, Myida, Myidae. The record is from RefSeq and is a predicted model, not a curated record. The transcript has a single exon. The coding region runs from base 1 to 1998 and encodes 665 amino acids.